CGCCGCUGCUGCCUGCGAGCGGGGAGCGGAGCGGACGGAGCCAACAUGGCGGCGCCGAGCCUGGGCCGGCCCUGAGGGGAGGCCGCGACCGGGAGGCUGCGGCUCCCUCCGCCCGGGCAGCCCCACGGCGUCAGCGCGGCAGGCACACCGCAGCGGAGUCCAAGCCGCCGGGCAUGGCGGAGGCGGAGUGAGGGAGGCUUAGCGGUCCUUGUGGGUGUGGGACGGGCCCAGGCCAUCCCCUCCCCAGCCCUUCAGCCCGGCCCGGUACCGGGCAGCAACAGCGCGGGAGAGGCACUGGGGACCCGGGGAUGGGGGCCUAGGGGGGCUGCCGAGCUGUAGCCCCUGCUUUCCUCGGCAGGCCCGCGGAGUUCCCCCUGCUCGGCCUGCCUGCCCCUCGCCUUCUUCCCCUUCUCCGUUCGCGGGGCCUUAGGAGGCCUGCGCUGGGCUGCGGCAGCCACCGGUGACACGGAGGGGAGAGCCGAGCCGGGGUUAAGGCAGCGAGGCUUGGGCCCCUUCAGCUCCCCCCGUGGGGAUCCCUUGGUGCUGGACUUUGGGGCAGCUUUAAAACUGAGCCUUAAGGAGUGAGCCUUGGUCUGGGGUGUUCAGUGCACGCGUGGAGGCUGAGCUCCAGCGCAGCGGUUGUGAGUGGGGGCACAGGGAGGAGCAAUGGGCCAGGGUUAGAGGCCUAACCCGGCCCCAGCCGCUGUCCUGAGCUCCAGUUCGUGCUGGAGCUGUAGAGCUGUUAAGGUGCUGGCACUGGUGAGGACGCUGGGAUCAGCUGCACGCAGUGGAGUGGCUCCUUGGGAUGGAGGCUUUGGGAAAGGAAUGAGCUACAGAGUGCAGGGAGAGCCCCGGACCUUCCUCUCCUCCCCAUGUCAGUAAGUUACUAAAUACGGAGAUAAUUUAGAACGAGACAGGUUUGGGGAUAGAACUCAGUCGGUGCCUGCGAAGUCAGCCCAGCUGCGAUCCCAGCCCGGAGUUUGGCUGCUGAGCUCCCGCAGCCGGACCUGCGCCGCUGGAGGAGCUGCCCUCGUUUUUCGUGGGUGGUUUCUGGAAGAGCCCAGGAGAAAAAGCCAGAAGACAGCUCCCGAGGGCUGCGGGGGGUCGGCGGGACCCGAAGAGCUCCCGGCCAAGGCUGCCGGCGGCGAUGGCCACCUUCAAGCGGCGGCGAGCCCAGGCGUGGCCGGAGGAGGGCGGGGAGGGCGAGCACGGCCUGUACAGCCUGCACCGCAUGUUCGAGAUCGUGGGCACCCACCUGACGCACCGCGACGUGCGGGUCCUCUCCUUCCUCUUCGUCGACGUCAUCGACGACUACGAGCGGGGCAUGAUCCGCAGCGGCAGAGACUUCCUGCUGGCGCUGGAGCGGCAGGGCAGGUGCGACGAGAGCAACCUCCGGCAGGUGCUGCAGCUGCUGCGCAUCAUCACCCGCCACGACCUGCUGCCCUACGUCACCCUCAAGAGGAGGAGGGCAGUGUGCCCAGACCUGGUGGACAAGUACCUGGAGGAGACCUCAAUCCGCUAUGUGACCCCGCGGGCUGCUGGGGACACGGAGCAUGGCCUGGGUCACCCCCACAAAUCAGUGCCUCCCCACCACCACCCUGUGGUUUGCUGCUCCCAUGCCGGCCCCCAGCUGUGCCCCAAGCGGGCAGGGCGCGGGCGGAGCCUCCUGGGCAGCCACCGCAAGAGGAGGAAGUCUGCGACCCCAGACCCGAAGGAGAAGCAAACCUGCGACAUCCGCCUGCGGGUGCGAGCCGAGUACUGCCAGCACGAGACGGCUCUGCAGGGCAAUGUCUUCUCCAACAAGCAGGACCCUCUGGAGCGCCAGUUCGAGCGCUUCAACCAGGCCAACACCAUCCUCAAGUCCCGGGAUCUGGGCUCCAUCAUCUGCGACAUCAAGUUCUCAGAGCUCACCUACCUCGACGCCUUCUGGCGCGACUACAUCAACGGCUCCCUCCUGGAAGCCCUCAAAGGUGUCUUCAUCACGGACUCGCUGAAGCAGGCGGUGGGGCACGAGGCCAUCAAACUGCUGGUCAAUGUGGACGAGGAGGAUUACGAGGUUGGGAGGCAGAAACUGCUGAGGAACUUGAUGCUGCAGACUGCUCCUUGAGGUCUUGCCCACCCGGCACACAUUGGGGUGGGGAGGAGGGGGUGAGGUUGGGCUCCUGGAAGGGGCUGGAGUCAGCCUUGGCUCUCAGAGCCUUUCUGCAACUUCACAGGGGUCAAGCUUGGGCUCCUCAAGUCACUUUGGAAGAGGACAAGUUUGGGCUCCUAAAGUGCUUGGGAAGGGAUCAAGCUUGGCUCUGAUUUCUGCAACCUUGGAGGGGCCAAGCUUGGGCUCCUCAAGGGACUCGGGGACAAGUUUGGGCUCCUCAAGAUGCCUGGGAAGGGGCAAGUUGGGCUCCUCAAGCAACUUGGGAUCAGCCUUUGCUCUUUGAUUUCUGUACCCUUGGAUGGGUCAAGUUUGGGACCCUCAAGCAGCUUGUGAAGGAGUCAAGACUGGGCUCCUCAGGGGACUUAGGAAGGGGACAGAUUUGGGCUCCUCAGGGUGCUUGGGAAGGGAUCAACAUUGACUCUCUGGGGGUCAAGCUUGGGUCCCUCAAGCAUUUUGUGAAGGGGUCAACCUUGGCUUGAUGAUUCCUACAACCUCAGAGGGGUUAAGUUUGGGCUCCUCAAGCAACUUCUGAAGGGGGCAAACUUGGUUCCUUGAUGGCUUAUGCCAGCUUGGAGGGGUCAACUUUGGGCUCCUCAGGGGACUCGGGAACGGGGCAAGAUUGGGCUCCUCAAGCAGCUUGGGAACGGCUCAAGUUUGGGCUCCUCAAGGGACUCCUUGAGGGUUUCCAUCACCUUGGAAGGGACAACUUUGGUUCCUCAACCACCAUGAAGGGUUCAACCUUGGAUCCUUGAUUGUUUCCAUCACCUUGGAAGGGCCAGCUCUGGCUCCUCAGCCACCUUAGAAGGCUCAACCUUGACCCCUUGAAGGUUCUCCACCGCCCUGAGGCCGCUUUGGUUCUUCUCCUUUCUCUUGUUGAGCUUUUCCUGGACUUUGGGGUUUUUUUAUCCUUUUUUCACCUGUUUUGGGGGGCUUUAUUUUGGGUCAUUUUAAAGCUGGAGGGGACACCUCCAACCGCUGCAGCCUUGAGGAGCACCUUCACGAUGUCCCCAGAUGUCCUUCUGCCCUCCUGUCCUCUUCCUCCCCUUCAGCCUCUCCUGGGCUUGGGUUUUCCUCUGUCCCAGUUUUGGUUUCUUUUGUAUCCAUUAAAAAGAGCUACAGAAAAA
Molecule: messenger RNA, 3276 nt
Organism: Pogoniulus pusillus (Red-fronted tinkerbird)
Lineage: Eukaryota; Metazoa; Chordata; Aves; Piciformes; Lybiidae
Gene: DEDD
Product: death effector domain containing
Exons: 5
Coding region: 1148-2107 (319 amino acids)
Biological process (GO): apoptotic process; regulation of apoptotic process; extrinsic apoptotic signaling pathway via death domain receptors
Cellular component (GO): nucleolus
Molecular function (GO): protein binding; DNA binding
Source: RefSeq, a predicted model, not a curated record